This is a messenger RNA of Carcharodon carcharias (great white shark), 258 nucleotides long. RefSeq names its product peptidyl-prolyl cis-trans isomerase FKBP1A-like. The transcript has a single exon. The record is from RefSeq and is a predicted model, not a curated record. Gene Ontology annotation, molecular function: peptidyl-prolyl cis-trans isomerase activity. NCBI's taxonomy places the organism in Eukaryota, Metazoa, Chordata, Chondrichthyes, Lamniformes, Lamnidae. The coding region runs from base 1 to 258 and encodes 85 amino acids.
AUGGUUCACUAUACGGGGUCACUGAAGGAUGGAACAAAGUUUGAUUCUUCUCGGGACCGAGCUCAGCCAUUUAAAUUUAAAAUCGGUGAAAAUCAGGUCAUCAAGGGCGGGGAAGAAGGAUUAGUUCAGAUGAGUGUUGUACAGAGAGCAAAACCAACCCACACCUCUGACUAUGCUUAUGGAGCUGCUGGCCACCCUGUCGUUAUUCCACCUAAUACUACUAUGAUUUUUGAUGUAGAGUUCUUGAGACUUGAGUGA